This is a messenger RNA of Asparagus officinalis (garden asparagus), 1331 nucleotides long. Its product is annotated as novel plant SNARE 11. Gene Ontology annotation, cellular component: SNARE complex; Golgi apparatus; late endosome membrane. Gene Ontology annotation, molecular function: SNAP receptor activity; SNARE binding. The record is from RefSeq and is a predicted model, not a curated record. NCBI's taxonomy places the organism in Eukaryota, Viridiplantae, Streptophyta, Magnoliopsida, Asparagales, Asparagaceae. Gene Ontology annotation, biological process: vesicle fusion; retrograde vesicle-mediated transport, Golgi to endoplasmic reticulum. The transcript has 10 exons. Bases 313 to 1107 code for a protein of 264 amino acids.
UUUACCCAAAAACGCCCCCGGCGUCUUCCCCAACGAGAUCUGCGAAACCCUGAAAGCAAUCGGUCAUCGAGCGAAGAAAACUCCAAACAAAAAGCCCUCUCUUUUUCCAUCGCGAUUCGGAUCUUAACGGGUUUGGGUUUUCUGAUAAUGUGAAGCUUUUAACGGCUGAACUUUGGUUCGGAUCCAAUCUGUUUCAGCUGUCGAAGCUCCGGUUGCAUUUGGAUAAUCCUUCGAUUUGAAAUCUGGUCACGUGGAGUUGGAUUCGAUUUGAUCUGAGAGCGGCAUUGCGGCUUUGGGGUUUGAUUAGCGAAGAUGGAUUUGUCUGUUAUAAGUGAGGAUCUGGCGGAGAUCGAAGGGCAGAUCAGCGAUCUCUUUCGGGCUUUGUCGAAUGGGUUUCAGAAAUUGGAAAAGGUCAAAGACCCUAAUCGCAGAAGUAGGCAGCUGGAGGAACUGACGGAUAAAAUGCGAGAAUGCAAGAGGCUUAUCAAAAAUUUUGAUAGAGCAGUGAAGGAAGAGGAGGGCAGAACUACUGCUGACACCAACAAAAUGCUGAGUGACAAAAAGCAGUCAAUGAUUAAAGAGUUGAACUCAUAUGUUGCUCUAAAGAAGCAGUAUGCCAGUAGUCUUGACACUAAAAGAGUUGAUCUCUUUGAUGGCCCCAGUGAAGCGGACCAUGAUGAAAACAAUGUUCUGUUGGCUGCAAAUAUGAGCAAUCAACAAUUAAUGGACAAUGGUAACAGGAUGAUGGAUGAAACAGAUCAAGCUAUUGAGCGAUCAAAGAAGGUAGUUGAAGACACAGUUAAUGUUGGGGCUGAGACUGCAGCUGCUCUCAAGGCACAGACUGAACAAAUGAGCAGAAUUGUUAAUGAACUUGACUCAAUUCAUUUCUCGAUCAAGAAAGCAACUAAACUGGUUAAAGAAAUUGGCAGACAGGUUGCAACUGAUCGUUGUAUAAUGGCCAUGCUCGUCCUGAUUGUAAUUGGUGUAAUAGCAAUUAUCAUUGUGAAGAUUGUUAACCCUCAUAACAAGGCGAUCCGUGAUAUACCUGGACUUGCGCCACCAGCUCAAUCUAAUCGAAAACUUCUGUGGGAUUUGAAUGAAACAUAACUCCUUGCAUCAUAUGUUCCUUCCCCUAAUUUUCGACUAUGGACAUCGAUCAUCUUUGUAGUGCUUGAUGUUUUGGUGGGUGGUGAUUCUUUGCGAAACAUUGUACUUGUUGUAUUACCUUCAUUUUUAAUAGACAAACACUAAAUUUCAUUUGUGUAAUACCAUUUGUAAUACAUAAACUUUCUACUCUGAAAUACAAAGUUCCCUUGAGUGCAUUGCUAUUA